CCCCUGUGCCUGCAUGUGUCUCACAUCCGUGUGACAGUUUGAUUAAUCAUCAUUGUAAAUAUUUAAGAGCAGGUUGUAGUUUUACAGUUUGUUAGGCAAUGCAAGUCUGAACUCACGGUUUCUCCUCCUGUAGCAACCGAAUACACUGAGACAAACAUGGGAUCCGCAGGACACCUCUGCCCGGUGCUGCUGGUUGUAUGUCUGUUGGUGCUUCAUCACUCCUCAGCUUUUUGGAUCCUCAACGUUGUCUUCCCACCAAACGCCAAAUCCAGAUUACCGAACAACAGCACUCCACCACUCAUUAUCGUUCCAGGGAACUUGGGGAACCGUCUGGAGGCUAAGAUAGACAAGCCAACACUGGUCCACUGGUUGUGCUACAAGAAAACUGACAACUGGUUCCCGCUGUGGAUUGACCUCAACAUGUUCAUGCCGAUAGGUGUGGACUGCUGGAUUGAUAACAUUAGACUUGUUUACAACAGGACGGCUCGGCGAUCAGCCAACUCACCGGGGGUGCAGGUGCGGGUGCCAGGAUUUGGGCAGACAUAUUCCACUGAGUUUCUUGACAAUAACAAACUGGCUGGUUAUUUUCACACUAUGGUGCAACAUUUGGUGAACGUGGGCUACACUCGAAACGAGACAGUCCGAGGAGCACCGUAUGAUUGGAGAUUAGCUCCUAAUGAGAAUGCCGAGUAUUUCACAAAGCUGCAGGGCCUGGUUGAGGAGAUGUACGACGAGUACCAGGAGCCCAUUUACCUGCUGGGACACAGCAUGGGCUGCCACUACGUCCUGUACUUCCUCAACCACCAGCCUCAGUCCUGGAAAGACAAGUAUAUCAGGGGCUUCAUUUCCCUGGCAGCUCCAUGGGGGGGCGCUGUUAAACCACUGAGAGUCCUGGCGUCAGGUGAAAAUGAUGGAAUCCCGAUGAUUUCCAACAUCAAAAUCCGUGAGGAGCAGAGGAUGGCAACAACUAAUCCCUGGAUGCUGCCGUCUGAGGAGAUCUGGCCAAAAGACCACGUGUUCAUCUCCACACCGAACUUUAACUACACACACCAGCACUACCAGCGCCUCUUCACGGACAUCAACUAUGAGGACGGCUGGUACAUGUGGGAGGACACUAAGAACCUGACCAGUGGUCUCCACCCACCUGGUGUGGAGGUGUGGUGUAUGUAUGGCGUGGGGCUUCCGACUGCGGUGACGUAUGUUUACGACGAGGACUUUCCCAACUCGGACCCGGUGGACUUUGUUUACGCUGAUGGGGAUGACACAGUGGACAGUUUAAGCAUGAGUCUGUGCAAACGCUGGGUAGGGCAGCAGGAGCAGCCUGUCCAUGUGACAGAGUACCGAGGGCUGCCCCACCUGGACAUCGUGUUCCACGAGAAGGUGCUCAACCAGAUCCAGGAUAUCCUGGAUGGCAAAUCAGAAACGCCCAAAGAGAUUGACGCCCGAACUGGAACCAAAUAGCUGAAAACAGUAUUUAAGAGUUUAAAACAC
Plectropomus leopardus (leopard coralgrouper) is the source of this 1491-nucleotide messenger RNA. It is a transcript of the gene lcat, whose product is annotated as lecithin-cholesterol acyltransferase. NCBI's taxonomy places the organism in Eukaryota, Metazoa, Chordata, Actinopteri, Perciformes, Serranidae. The record is from RefSeq and is a predicted model, not a curated record. Gene Ontology annotation, biological process: lipid metabolic process.